Messenger RNA from Pelobates cultripes (western spadefoot toad), 169 nucleotides. NCBI's taxonomy places the organism in Eukaryota, Metazoa, Chordata, Amphibia, Anura, Pelobatidae. The record is from the annotation of a GenBank genome assembly.
CAGGGCAGCGGCCGUCCACUCCGCAGCAUCACCAACAGCCGCUUGUAGUUUCCAAGCUCAGAGUAGCUGUGUGAGCCACCACUGUCAGUCUGAGAAGCCGGAACCCUCAGGAGCCUAUCUCGCAUGGCGGGCCAACCCCCCAAAAAAUAUCUCAACUGCUUUUCUGCUA